CUUCCACAACACGACCCGCUGCCGCCGAGGCAAGGAGGAAAGAGAUUGGUGAUGGCGGCCGUGGGAUGCUCCAAGGCGAUCGGCGAGUUCACCCGGAGGAACAUCCCGACUUCGAGCCGGCGACUCUCCCAACGACGGACACCGGCGCGGCUUAUGGUCUUGUGGUGGAUUCCCUUGCCACUAGGGUGUUCACGGUUGGGGGAUAAAAAGGGGCGGUGGAGCCAGGGGAGCGCCGCCCCGACGGCGAGCCACCGUCGAGCCCCGCGGCGCCUGCACAUACCCACACUCCCAAGCCACCGCGCUGAGCCGGCAGCGCACUGCGCCUUGCCCCCGCGUCACGUGCCCUCCGAAUCGUAGUCGUCCUCUCCAGCGCUGCCACGUCUCGUCCUUGGAACUCCGGCACGGCAGCGUACGGCUCCUCCACGUCUCCAACGACCCGACCACCGCAACGUGUGAAAAUUGAAGAAAGUGUUGACAAGAUCGUGGUGAUUUGAAACGUUUAUGGGAUAGAGCUUCAAAGGUUGUGGUCAGGGUCUGUACAUGCUUUGUUGCCUUGCUCUCCCUAUUCCCCUCCGGCAGUAGAUCCUGGAGCAGCUAUGGUUCUCUCCUAGGUUGCCCCUCUCUUAGCUCUCUACGACUAUACAUUCGUCUUCUUUUUAAAAAUUUCUCUGCAAUCCCCUCUUCUGGCCAACGAUUCUAUUGUGUUCGAGCUGUAAUUUAUUAUGUCUCCCCCGUCUUCAUUUUGUGCAGGCAGUGUUCAUCCUGGUUCCAAUCUAUUUCUUCAAGCAAAUCUUUGAGGCUGGGAGGGACGGCACACAAGCUUCCGAGCUUCAAGAUUCUCACUAGACACACGCCUUUGUGUUUCUAGCAUCUCUUUGCGGCCUUCAUUUGCUGCAUUCUGAGCAUCUACAAACUUGGUAAGCUCAACUUCAAGAUCUACAAUACAAUCCUGAUCCUUUAUUUUGCGUUUUCGCUGCUCCUUAGCUUGCUUGCCACCUGGUGGCCGUUCAUCACGAGCAUCAUCUAGAGUGAAAUGCUGCCCCACUUCAUCAUCAACACUAAACUUCCUCUUGUCCAGCUCUAGAUCUUCUAGGCGUUCCAAAUAGGCAUCCCAUUUUGGUUCCUUUUUGAGAAACUCCCAACAAUGCUCAAACAUAAAUGGACCAUCUUCUUUAUGGUCUGUCUCAUAAGUUCUCAUUGCCCUCUCCUUUAAAUCCACAUCAGACUCACCACUGGCAUACAAAGCAUUAGCCUCCUUCCAGCUCGCACAAAACCAUGCAACCCUUUUCUUAACUCUCGCAAAGCGAUCCUUCACUUGCUUGACUAGCCUUGCCCUGUUUUUUGGGGUGGUACUGUUGUAAACAGCAGCAACAUCUUUCCAAUACUGGUCGUUCUUCUUGUAAUUUGAUUGGAUUGGAUCAUUUGAAUUAUUCAACCAAGCACUAACCUAUAAUAUUAUAAAGAGUUUAUUGUUGUGCUAGUAAUUUAAUACAUGGAGCCAGCAUGCAAAGAAACAAGCUUACCAAUCUACGAUCCUACUCUUUUGUCCACAACAAGCGUUUCUCAGUCCUUGGACAGUUGCCACCAUUGUUGUCAUCGCCAACAUUGAUUGGCUGUUGUGGAGUCCCAUUGCUAAUGGCUUGUGCUUGGCUUGAUGUGUUCUGAAAGAGACUAAGGAAGCCACCGGGCGGGUAAGAAUCCAUUCCCCUCCUCAAGCAAUAGAUGAUCAAACAAUUAACCUCAUAUUAUUUACUUUACUCACUACUGUAGGGAAUCCGCAAGACUAGUAGACAUGUUGGUAUGUACCAUUUUAAAAAUUGACAAAUAGAUUGUUGGAAUUAGCAUACUCCUUCACCAAAAGAUACACAUGUUAACAUGCUGCAUUAAAAAAGUUUAUAUACAGGUUGUUGGAAUUAGAAAACUCCAGCUUUACCAAAAGAAACACAUGUUGGUAACAUUGAAGAAAAUUAUGCACAGGUUACUGGAAUUAGAUUACGCUAGUUUCUGUCAAAUCCUAUUAGUUAGAUUCACAAUAGAUUAUUUUAUUGUCAGCAAAUUUGCUCUCCUUUGCAGGACCAGGAAUCUGAUGUAACAUUAUCUAAAACCAGACCCUUGUUAAUUUACCAGUUGUCAAUAUUCCCUGUCGUGUACCAAGGAGAUGCAGAACCACCAAUGUCGGCAGGUGGUGCCCAGCAAGGGCCUUGAGCCGAAUUUCCUACUACACUCUGUUGCUGCAGCCCGGCGAGCCAACUUGAUGCAGAGGAGGGCGCCAUGGACUGCGGUGGUCGUGAAGGGAUCCAAUGACCUGGUCCGUGCGUGGAAGUGAAGGCCGAUGGCAAGAAAGGAUGGGGCGGACGCUGGACAAGAUGAGGCGGCCGCGGCGGGACGGACUGAGGCGCCAACGGAGGGACAGACGGGGGCACCGACGGAGGGACGGGCUGAGGCGCCGGCGCGCGCGUCCUCUUGGAGUGCUGACCCAUCUCGUGGUGCCGGUGGCAAUUCUAGGGUUCGGCGAUUUGGGGAUAUUCGAUUUGGCACAAAAUACACGAUUUGGGGCGAGGCAAAGGGCGCGGCAGUGGAGGAGAAGUGCGGGGGGCGAGGGAGAAGCGCGGGAGGAGCACCGGAUCGGGAGCGCCGGCCCUAGCGCUCGCUCUGGGCUGCAAGCCGGCUAUUCUUUUUCGUUUGUUGCGAUUUCGCCGGGCGUUUCAUGAGUCGCCCGCUACCUCCCUUCUCUCCUCGUUAUGUGGAAUUUUGGUGACGUGUACUGCGUUAUAGCCUGAUGAGUGGGACUAUUGUACCUGCUCUAAGAAGCAGUCUGGGCUGGUGGGGGUUAGCAUCUAUCCCGAUGCGUGUAUCCGACGGCUGCAUGCGGGUGGAGCAGCGGAUCCACCAAGCCGUCGGACUUUUUCGGGGCAAGCCGCGUCCAUGCUGCUGAAGGCUGUGUCUCCUCGUGAUUCUAUUGUAGCCUCUCCAUAUUCCAAGACCAAUAACGGCAGAGGAGAAGCCGAGGAGAACCCUUCGAAGACCAAUAAAGGUUCAUCUUCCUCCCGUGGGCAAGUGCCUUUUUCGCCAAGUGUGUGCGCGCGCGCGUGCUCCUCUUGGUCACAGCAAACAAAGAGUGCUACGGUUUAUAGUCCCAGCGGAGAGACGAAGAUUAAAGGGCAAAUCUCCCUUCCACCUGCGCCUUCCCCCCUGGGUCUUCGCGGGACCGUAGACCAGCAGAUGUACUCUAGGAACACCUUGCCUUCGUUCUGAUCCAUCCUCGGCUCUAGGUUUGGUUCUUCCAGGACACGGUGAUUGCAGGAUUUGGGAUUCCAACCAAGACCUAAGGGUUCUGGGCAUUCAGUUCCUUUCGACCGGUACUGCAUUCCUUUGUUCGGGCCAAGAAGACUUGCUGCAGCUAGCUUAGACAAAGGAGUGACACUUCUAUAAUUAAUUUCCUACAGGAAUAAGCUGCAGUUUUCCCCCUCUUACUGACAUUACUAGGCACGAGAUGAGCAAAUCUUGUGAGUGCUGCAAGAGAUACUGGACUCAUUUACAUGGCAAGGUCAAGUGUUUCGUUGGCAAGAUGAACAGGAAUUCUAGACAUGUCAUGGUCAUACCAGAGAGCUUUGUGAACUACUCCCCACGGAAGAUCUCAGGAGCCAUCAAACUAGAAGCGCCUAAUGGUAGUGUAUACGAUGUUGGAAUUACUGAGCACCAGAAUAAAACGUUACUCAGAUCUGGAUGGGAGGCGUUUGUCGAUGCCAAUCACAUAGUAGAGAAUGACUUAUUGAUGUUCCAAUACCGUGGAAAUUCUCGCUUUAAGGUUAUUGUCUUUGAUUCUAGUGGUUGUGAGAAAGUGGUGUCAUGUGCUCACAUAGAGAGCAAUAUUAGUGAUCAAGAACCAAGCACAAAUUCUACAGACAUGUCAAGCAGUUCCAGUGAUCACAAUAUUCAGUCGUCAGCAUGUGGAAGAUCAGAUGGAGGCCAGAGUGGAAGCUCAGGCCAUUGUAGAAAACGUGCAAGGAAAGAUGCGAUAUCUUCUCCAUCUAAGGAUUUGUCAGGAGAAGAAAGUCCUUGUGAGCAUGAGUCUUCUGAGUCAGACGAUGACACACUCUCAAAGUCUUAUGUCUUAUCAGGCCAGUGCUAUUUAACAAAAGAGCAGGAUGCAGAAAUAGUUGCACUUGUCCAGGAAAUUCAACCUGAAAGGCCUCCUCUUGUGGCUAUGAUGAAGCCCAAUAUGAAACCAUAUCCUGACCUGGUGAUUCCUAAGGAUUAUGCACUCGCACACUUUCCACACAAAAAUCAGACAAUCACACUCCAGAUUCCUGGACAGACCAAGAAGUGGCACUGUCAGUUCCGUGUCAGAUCUGAUGGAGGUCGUUGCAAUCUUUUUGGUUGUGACUUCGCAGGUGACAACCAUUUACUAGAGGGCGAUCUGUGCCUCUUUCAACCGACAACACGAGCCAAUGGAAGAACAUUCAAAGUGGCAGUCCAUCUGCUCCGCAAAGCGAGUAAUGAUCACACCUCUAGAAAUCUUGUUAUUGGCUCAAACCGUGGUUUGGCAAACUCAAAGUUGGCUUCAACCAUGCGUGUUAAGGAGGAACCGGAUGUCGGAGAAGCAACCUUAUAUUCGGAACAUGGAUUUAGUGAGAAUUCUCUCGAGCAUGAUGGUUCAGAAAGCUCUGAGCUCCCCUACAUGAUGCCAAUGGGUCCCCGUCUAACAAAAUCGCAGGAGAAGAAAGUUUUGGAGAAACUUGGAACAAUUCGGUCAGAAUUGCCCAUUUACGUCGCAGUCAUGAAGAAGACCAAUCUCACUGGCCAGAGCUUUGCCUCGUCGCUAACCUUUGGCAAGCAAUACUCUGCUACAUACCUUCGAAAGGGGAGCCGUAAUUUAGUACUUCAGCGCAAGGGGAAGAGCCAGACAUGGCAUGCUGAGAUGCGUGACAGGGACGGCGGCGGCUUGCGGAUAUUUGGAGGCUGGACUUCUUUCGCUUGCGACAACCGCCUGCGGGAGGGGGACCUCUGCCUCUUCCAGCUGAUGAAACACAAGGAGCAACUGACGAUGAUAGUCGACAUCAUUCUCCGCGAGCAUUGUUAGUUCCUCGAAUUGUAUUGACAACUGACAGACAGGUAUCUCUUUUUGUUGUACUGAGAUUUUACAUAUCGAUGGUGCUCUGCUGCUUCUAUGGUCGGAAGUGGAAACUAUGGGAGCAUGGCCAGGCUCUGUGAGUGAUGAAGAAUUUUAUCUGUAUGGUCAACUAGUAACGAAAGUUUAAACAACUUGUUAUUUCUUAACUUCAGCGUGGUAGCGUUAUUUUGUAUACUGAAAUUUAAACAAGCUGUGAUUAGGAAAUCUUUUUUUUUACAGCA
Brachypodium distachyon (stiff brome) is the source of this 5355-nucleotide messenger RNA. RefSeq names its product B3 domain-containing protein Os03g0619600. Gene Ontology annotation, molecular function: DNA binding. The transcript has 10 exons. Lineage: Eukaryota; Viridiplantae; Streptophyta; Magnoliopsida; Poales; Poaceae. The record is from RefSeq and is a predicted model, not a curated record. The coding region runs from base 3494 to 5083 and encodes 529 amino acids.